AUGUACGCCCUUGGUCGACGAUGUCCAAGGCGACAGCGAAGAUGGGCAGAGCACAUCUUUUGGAAUCCACACAGAGACAGUGGGCCAGGAGAGUGGAUACCACACGCGCAAUCCUCCCAAGUUGCUGAACAGCGACGAACAGUGACCGCCUAUCAUGGAAGCGUCGACGUCCAGGGAGAAUCCCACACAAUUAUUCAUGGCCGCCUCCGUCCAGAAUCAACAUCUUUUGCCAGCUCUCUUGUUUCUGAAUGCCGCUUCCAGGGAGUGAAGUGGAAAAGUCGGCUUCCUUGGGUUAGCAUACUUAUUCAAUUUCGAAGCCCUAUGCCGGACAUUUCCGAUCCCGCCAUACAUGCCUUUAGCCCGCAAGGGACAUACUCUCUUCUCCCGAUAGAUCAAGAGAAGUCCCAUGAACGACAUGGCGAUCUCAGCGCCGGAGCAGAACGGAUGGGUCUUAGCCUGAAAACAUCCUAUGGCUGGUCCAAGACGGUCAAUCGCAAGGAUACGAAUGAUACGAAAAUCAAAGGCAUGAAGAUCUGCAAUACUUAUGGGGAACCUAUUGGGGUCAAAUGGACACUGGAGGAAAAUCCAGCAACGCAGACUGGGGUACCAGCUUACCUACGAGCCGCAAUUCGCCUGGAGAGGCAAGAGGACUUCAAAUACGAGGCUGAUGUCAAGGUGGAAUACGAAGUCGAUCGCAAGUCCUGGAAGGAGCGCUUUUUCGGAGCCAGAGAUAAGAAUGACCCAAUCCUGUAUAAGCCGGCAAAUGCCCCAAUCAACAGGCUACCCCUGCAAUAUGACAAAAAUGACCUAGGAUGUGUUGACAUGGAAGGGCUUUUUGACGCUGCUGUCCACACCAUUCUCUAA
Molecule: messenger RNA, 864 nt
Organism: Aspergillus bombycis
Lineage: Eukaryota; Fungi; Ascomycota; Eurotiomycetes; Eurotiales; Aspergillaceae
Exons: 1
Coding region: 1-864 (287 amino acids)
Source: RefSeq, a predicted model, not a curated record